Molecule: messenger RNA, 1004 nt
Organism: Paramuricea clavata
Lineage: Eukaryota; Metazoa; Cnidaria; Anthozoa; Malacalcyonacea; Plexauridae
Source: the annotation of a GenBank genome assembly
AUGGAAAUUAUAGCAAAAAUCAUUGCUGAAACUGUCGAGAAACUGCGAGAAGAAAACAUUUAUCCAAAGGAAAUUCUCGACAUUAUAUCCAAAUUGAAGCCCAGUGAAUCCUUUCUCAAGUUCAUAACCAAGGUUUUUCGUUUGUUCUGCAGAAAGCUCAACCAGGAUAGGAUGCUGGCAUUGUUUUAUGGCGAAAUAAUCAAAGAUUGGAGGGUGUACUUUCCGCCUUGUGACAAUCAAAAGGCUAUAAAUAUUUUGCUAAUUCACCUCCCGCAAAACUUGGUUGUCUAUCACAAACUUGCAAGCAACAAGCAACGUGAUGAUCAGGUAAGGUGUACUGUCAAUGUUAUUUAUUAAUAUAUGAUGUUUGUGCUACCGUGGUGUUACGUGGUGAAUGUGUGGUAAAUUUUGAUUUGGGAGAAUAUAUUAAAAACAGGAACUAAACUAGCAAAACCAUGGCCAUGCUAAUAAAAAAUACCACCUGAAAUUACCAACACCAACCAAAAGUACAAUGAUGCUUCCUAUUAACCGAUUGAGUUGCAUUGCGCCCUACUUUAUUAUUUUACUCUGUCUAACACCAGAUGAUUUUACUCGUCAAGGGGAGAGCGCUGGUGCUUAAUGGUUUAAAUACAUUAGGUCUGCUGGGCCUAUGGCACCUACCUUUUGGGAUGGGUAAAUUUACACAAUUACACUAUAGGAAUUUCUACAAAUUCCCUUCAACAAUCUGCCUUUAAUAAUUUUAGGGAGAAGAUGAAAUUGGUUUAAAACCAGAAGAAAUUGGUCCUCUCUCCUAUGUUACUGGGUAUGUCCUGCAGUCCCUCUACAGGAAAAGUAAAAACUCAAAGCACUGGAACUCUCCUCGUAGUCAGGAACUGCAAUUUCUACUUCAAUUUCUACUACUACUUGAGGAAACCAAAGAAGACCAAUACAUUCAGUCUUUAUCAAGAGGCGGUCUUUGGACCCCAAAUGAAACAAUAAAAACAUUGCUAAAACAACAGAAUUAA